Molecule: messenger RNA, 1413 nt
Organism: Trematosphaeria pertusa
Lineage: Eukaryota; Fungi; Ascomycota; Dothideomycetes; Pleosporales; Trematosphaeriaceae
Product: multidrug-resistance type transporter
Exons: 1
Coding region: 1-1413 (470 amino acids)
Biological process (GO): transmembrane transport
Cellular component (GO): membrane
Molecular function (GO): transmembrane transporter activity
Source: RefSeq, a predicted model, not a curated record
AUGAGCACUAUGCGGGAGAUUCUGUUUGUGGGUGUUUGCGCCGUGUCGCAUCUCAUGACGCAGGCUGCACUGGGGCAGGCUUUGGUUCCUAUCGACAUCAUUGCGCAGACUUUCGGAGACGUCUCGCCCGGGCAGCUAUCGUGGUUCAUCGCCGGGUACAGUCUAACGGUUGGAACCUUUAUCAUGAUCUCAGGACAACUUGGCGACAUCUUCGGCCACAAACGCGUUUUCGCUUUCGGUUACGGCUGGCUCGGCAUGUGGAGCUGCUUCGCAGGCUUCAGCGCAUACACCCACAGCCAGAUCUUCUUCGAUGUGUGCCGCGCCAUGCAAGGCAUCGGGCCGGCCCUGCUCAUGCCAAAUGCGCUUGCGUUGUUUGGCCGAGCUUAUGCACCGGGUAGCAUCAGGAAGAACAUCGUUUUCAGCAUCUUUGGGGCGCUAGCUCCGGCUGGUUUCGUCAUUGGUGGGACGUUCGGAAGUCUAUUCGCACAGCUGGCGUGGUGGCCAUGGUGCUUCUGGUCCUUCGGUAUCACGGCCUUCGCUCUCUGUGCAUUUGCUCUUCUCGUCAUCCCCCGCGCCCUCUCCGAAAGGCCGGUCGUCAAGCCGAAAUUCGACUGGACGGGGUCGUUACUCGUGGUCGCAGGUCUGGUCCUCGUCAACGUGGCUUUCAACAACGCCCCGCUAUACGGAUGGGAGAUCUCGCACGUCUAUUUCCUCUUGCUCAUGGGCCUGAUGUGCCUGGGCGGAUUCGUAUGGGUGGAACUACGCGCCGUUAACCCACUUCUCCCUAUCCACGCCCUGAACAGCACUGUUGGCUACGUCCUCGCGCUCGUGGGUCUCGGUUGGGGAGCUUUUGGCAUCUGGGUCUUCUAUACGGUGCGCUUCCUGCAGCACAUUCGCAACGAAACGCCCCUCACCGUCUCGGCGCAUUACGCACCUGCCGUUAUCGCUGGUCUUUUAGCAGGAGCUUUUACCGGCUUCAUGCUUACGCAUACGCCCGUCAGCUUCGUCAUGAUGGCCUCGAUGAUCGCUUUCCUGGCAGGUAUCUUGAUCGCGACUUCCCAGCCUGCGCAGCAGAUAUAUUGGGCGCAGACGUUCGUUAGCAUCGUCAUUAUGCCGUUCGGCAUGGAUAUGUCGUUUCCCGCCGCGACUGUCAUCCUGUCCAACCACAUGCCGCCGGAGCAUCAGGGCCUUGCUGCGUCGCUCGUGAACACUGUCGUCAACUACUCCAUCUCGAUUGCGCUGGGGAUAGCGGGAACGGUCGAGGUGUACGCGCCAGGCAGCGACGAUGUACUGCGGUCGAAUCGCAACGCGCAAUACGCGGCUAUCGGGCUGGCAGCUAUGGGUGUGGUACUUGGGAUCUUGUUCUUCGUGAAGACCAUGGUCAAAGAAGGCUGGCAGGUCAUGGCGCACUGA